This is a messenger RNA of Cricetulus griseus (Chinese hamster), 3829 nucleotides long. The record is from RefSeq and is a predicted model, not a curated record. NCBI's taxonomy places the organism in Eukaryota, Metazoa, Chordata, Mammalia, Rodentia, Cricetidae.
CCCCAGUCUCCUGCUCAGGGCAAGAAGAGUCCGCGACUCCAGUGCAUAGAAAAAAUAGCAAGUGAUAAAGAUCCCAAGGAAGAGAAAGAAGAUGAUUCUGUCCUCCCUCAGGAAGUUUCCAUUUCUGCAACUAGACCUAGCCGCGGCUGGCGCAGUAGUAGCAGGACAUCUAUCUCUCGCCUUCGAGACACUGAGAAUACUCGGAGCUCUAGGUCCAAGACUGGUUCGUUGCAACUCGUCUGCAAGUCAGAACCAAUUACAGAUCAGCUUGAUUAUGACGUUCCAGAAGAACAUCAGUCUCCCGGUGGCAUUAGUGAUGAGGAAGAGGAGGAGGAAGAAGAGAUGUUAAUCAGUGAAGAAGAAAUACCAUUCAAAGAUGACCCAAGAGAUGAGACCUACAAGCCCCAUCUUGAAAGGGAAACCCCAAAGCCACGGAGAAAAUCAGGGAAGGUGAAAGAAGAGAAAGAAAAGAAAGAGAUUAAAGUGGAAGUAGAAGUAGAGGUGAAAGAAGAAGAGAAUGAAAUUAGGGAAGAUGAGGAGCCUCCUAGGAAGAGAGGGAGAAGGAGAAAAGAUGACAAAAGUCCACGAUUGCCCAAAAGGAGAAAAAAACCUCCAAUCCAAUACGUCCGUUGUGAGAUGGAAGGAUGUGGGACUGUUCUUGCUCACCCUCGCUAUUUGCAGCACCACAUUAAAUACCAGCAUUUGCUGAAAAAAAAAUAUGUAUGUCCCCAUCCCUCCUGUGGACGACUCUUCAGGCUCCAGAAACAACUUCUGCGACAUGCCAAACAUCAUACAGAUCAGAGGGAUUAUAUCUGUGAAUAUUGUGCUCGGGCCUUCAAGAGUUCCCACAAUCUGGCAGUACACAGGAUGAUUCACACGGGCGAGAAGCCAUUACAAUGUGAGAUCUGCGGAUUUACUUGUCGACAAAAGGCAUCCCUUAAUUGGCACAUGAAGAAACAUGAUGCAGACUCCUUCUACCAAUUUUCUUGCAAUAUCUGUGGCAAAAAAUUUGAGAAGAAGGACAGUGUAGUAGCACACAAAGCAAAGAGCCACCCUGAGGUGCUGAUUGCAGAAGCUCUGGCAGCCAAUGCAGGCGCCCUCAUCACCAGCACAGAUAUCUUGGGCACUAACCCAGAGCCCCUGACACAACCUGCAGAUGCUCAGGGGCUUCCUCUUCUUCCUGAGCCCUUGGGAAAUUCAACAUCUGGAGAGUGUCUACUGCUAGAAGCUGAAGGGAUGUCGAAGUCAUACUGCAGUGGGACAGAACGGGUGAGCCUUAUGGCUGACGGGAAGAUCUUUGUGGGAAGCGGCAGCAGUGGGGGCACUGAAGGGCUGGUCAUGAACUCGGAUAUACUCGGUGCUACCACAGAGGUUCUGAUUGAAGAUUCAGACUCUACUGGACCUUAGUGCAAAGGAAGACUUUGGGCACUGGGACAGUGCAGACUUUGUAUUUAAAAGAUAAAAAGGACAAAAAAAAAAUUCAAAGCAUUUAAAAUCUAGUAAAAUAACUGAAGGGCCUGCUCUUUGCAUUGUGGAUCACAGCACACACACAUACUGUCUAUCUCUAUCUAUCUGUAUCUCUAUCUCUCUAUCUCUGUCCCCUUCCCCUGAAGUUCCCUCCCUCAUCCUUAAAACAUUGAUGUUGCCUUUACCAGAAAGGUCAUUGAAAAAGCAGCAGCGUACUUGGUUCCAGCCAUCAGCAGUAGACUUCCUGCUCAUCAGCAGAUCUCCUUUUCCCAACCUGUAACUCUGAUAUUCUCUGGAUCAGCUUUUAACUCAUAAUAGUAUAUUACUAUCAUCUAAAUACUUUCUCCUCUACUGCUGCCCUGUGGCUCUGGCUUCUCCCCACUGCAACAACCAACACUUAUCCUCAAAUAUUAUAUAUAAUUCUAUUUUCCAGAGGCUGGCAAUUUGACUUGGCACUUUAGGGCCCCUUAGCAGGAUGCUGUUAAAACAGCACACAUCUCUCACCCCUCUUCCAUUACUCACUGGGUUUGGGGAAGGAAGGAUGAUACAUGGGGACCACCUCCCUUCCCCUUCAGUGGAUCCCAGCACCUCAGUCCCCCUCCCAAACCUCCAUAUGGCUCUUAAUGGUGCUCACUUGCUUGGAAGCAGGCUCCCAAGAGAGGGGACUGCCCUAUGAACAGUCUUUUUGGCUGUAAAAUGGGGCUCUAUGUCAGUGAGAAAAGUCCCAGGCUAAUGGCAGAAAUUUGCACUUUGAACAUGUGUGUUUUUGUGUUUUGGAACCUGAGAUUCCUUAUUUAUUAAUGGAAAGUCUGAUUUUUUGGGGGGAGGGUCUUUGUUGCUAUGUUUUGUGGGGCUGGGAGAGUAGAUUAUUCUGACAUGGGAUCCUUCCUACAAGAGGUACUUUGAAGGCAAGGCUUAGAGUUAAAGAAGCACAGCCAGCCUCUAAAAUCAUAGUUUUCCAGUGGCCUUUAAAGAAAGCUGGUCCUCAGCACUAACAGAAUCACUACAGUAGCCUAGUGCUUUUUUGCAAGCCUUAGGGAAGGCUGAUAGGUUUAUGGUGACUAGUGUGCUCUUUGAGAUACAAGGAUUUGAAGGGAUGAGGAAUGUUGUUGUUCAAGGUCUGAAUCACACAUAAAAGAUUUUUUUCUUCUGUGAAUUUAUUUUCUCUUUUUGUCCUCACCAUUUCUUUACAUUUAUCUCCCUACUGACCUAACUCUGGCCCCUUGUUUUGAUUUUGGUUUUGUCAUUGGCCAUUCCAGCUCUCCAUUAGUAGGAGACCAGACCCUGUCAUUCAUGAAGGAAUAAAAUUGAAGAGUCCUAGAGUUUUGGUUAAGAGAAAACUGACUUGUUUCCCCUUUAGAAAAGACAAAAGCAAAGGUGAAAAUCUGUGUGAUAAUGUCUUUGGCUUUCCCCAAAUUAUCUAUUUUCCUUGGAGUAGGGAUUUUAAUGCAUUGUGAAUUGUUUAUUUCUGUCAUUGGGAGACACAGAUCGUGUUUUUAUAUGCUUUUACCUCUCAGAAGACUAAAACCCUAAUUCAGCUCAUUUUUUUUUGAGAAUUAGAAGUGCAGCUCCUCCCUAUGUGCUUCAGAAUCUGCCAUUGAAGACCUGGCCAGUUGUUGUCAGAAAUACAUGAUGACUGUUGGGAAAAAUAAGAGUCUGAUUGAGAACAAAAUAAGGAACAGCUUGUUUUUCACAAACACUAAAACUAUGGAGUUUAUCAAAUUUUCUCUGCUUAAUUUUUCCCCCCCAAAAAAUGUCAUCUCUGAAAGACGCUUACUGUACACCCACCAGUGUCACUGGUUGGGAUGCCAGGAGGAGGGAGGAAGACACCUACAGGAACAAUCUUAAACACAUUAUUGUUUCCUCUAGUGUUGCAGACUUUGCCAUCCCUCCCAUGGUGAGGGGAGAGAAGGCAUAAAGACAGGCUUUCCUGCCCCACUGUUUGCAGUUUACUUUGGUACAUUGGUACACAGAUUUGAAAAUACUGUAAGAGUAAUUAUAAAUGGGACUGCAACAAAGUUGCUCUAUGUGAUACUGUUUCUGUAACUAAUGUUUGUGUCCUACACUUACCCUUUGUUUUUCACAUUUAGACUGUCUCCAUAAAUUUUACUUAGAAUGGUUACUCAUCAAAUACAGCCACCCACAGAAAAGCAAACUGCAUUGUAAACAUCUCUUCUUUCUGGAAUGGGGAAAAAUAUGUUCUUUUCUGUACCUCACUCCCCUCCCCAUGAAAGCAACUAGAUAUAAUAAUUAGAAACUUCCUGGCCUCUCAUUUGGGGGAGCAUGUGUAAGGGAGCUGGGUCAUCUUCAUAGCUACCAUUGAUGACAAUAAAUUAUUGUAGCAGUUUGCAAUAAAUUUUAA